CUAACCCUAGCCCUAAAUUCUCUUUUUCUUUCCUCUUCUUCUCUGGGGCAGCGCUUGCGCCAUGGUUGUGAGAGCUGCUCUUCACCGGCGCCUGGGCCAAUACAAGGCUCAAGCCCGUGGAUUUCACGCCUCCACGCCGUUUAGCCAAGCCGUUCCAGCGCUGAGAACCCCCAGCAAAGGAUGGCUGUCUUGGCUUUUCCGUGAGCCACUGCCAACGCUCCCAGCUCUCUACGAGGCUUUACCGGAGGUAAAUUUGCCUCCUUCCUUGGAGGACACUGUGGAACCUUCGGGAACUCAAAUCUCUUCGCUCAACAACGGUGUGAGGAUAGCUUCGGAGCAAAUAGCAGGCCCAACUGCGACUCUCGGGAUUUACGUAGACUCUGGUAGCAUCCAUGAAGACGCUUCCAAUUCCGGGGCCACGCAUCUGUUGGAGCGCAUGGCCUUCAAGUCCACACACAACCGCUCGCACUUCCGGUUGACGCGAGAAGUGGAAGCAAUCGGAGGAAAUAUCAUGGCUUCGGCAACACGGGAACAAAUGGCCUAUACUGGAGACACCAUCAAGACUUACAUGCCUCAGAUGGUCGAAUUGCUCGUGGACAGUGUUCGCAAUCCCGCUUUCCACGGCUGGGAAGUACACGAACAGGUCGACAAAAUCAAGGCGGAGCUGGCUGAAAUGUUCAAUAAUCCUCAAAGUAUUCUACUGGAGGCACUGCAUUCUGCCGGUUAUAGCGGCCCCAUUGGACACCCUUUACUGGCUUCCGAAUCUGCGCUAUCUAAGCUAGAUGGCGCAACUCUUACGGACUUCGUGAGGAAUAACUUCAUUCCUCGUCGCAUUGUGUUGGCUGCCUCUGGAGUAGAUCAUGAAGAACUCAUGGCAGUAGCCGAACCUUUGCUCACCGAUUGGCCUUCUGGGAAAGGUGUUGAUUGUGGACCUUCCGAGUAUAUUGGUGGAGACUGGCGUGGCACUGCCGAUUCACCGACCACACAUAUUGCUCUUGCCUUCGAAGUUCCCGGCGGCUGGCGCAACGAGCACGAUUCAUUCGCUGUUACUGUUUUGCAAACACUACUUGGAGGAGGUGGCUCGUUCUCGUCUGGGGGACCUGGGAAGGGGAUGUAUUCUCGUCUAUAUACGCGUGUCCUGAAUCACUACGACAAAGUGCAGUCCUUCACUGCCUUCAACAGUAUCUACAAUGACACCGGAAUAUUUGGAAUUCAUGCGACUUCGACCUCCGACUUCGUGCCCAACCUUAUCGAUCUGGCAACAGACGAGCUCACGACUGUCGCUACGGCUGGUGAAGUGACGGAGGAGGAAUUGGAGCGCGCCAAGAAUGCAACAAUAUCCGCUGUUCUCAUGAAUCUCGAGUCACGGGUCGUUGUCACGGAAGAUAUUGGAAGGCAAAUUCUCACAUACGGCAAGAGGAAGCCUAUCCAGGACUUUAUCAGUGCUGUCCAGGGAUUGACGUUGGAAAACAUCACGUCCACUGCGAGUAAAUUGCUUUCGUCGCCGCUCACAAUGGCUUCUUGGGGAGAUGUCGUCCAUGUUCCAAGAUACGAAGAAGUUGCGAGGAGAUUCAAGAAGUAGAGAGGGACUGGCGCUUUUUGGCAACCAAAAUAAACUUUCAAAGGGAGAAAGGGACGGUGAAGAAAAGAAAGCAAGUGCUCGGCGAGAAAUAAACGUCAAAAACUUUGUAUCAAUUGUGAGAACAUUUUUUCUUUUUUCUUUGCCAUGCUUGUCUCUCUCAUUUGACGAGAUUUGACCUGUUUGACCGAGUUGGAA
Messenger RNA from Selaginella moellendorffii, 1777 nucleotides. Its product is annotated as mitochondrial-processing peptidase subunit alpha. NCBI's taxonomy places the organism in Eukaryota, Viridiplantae, Streptophyta, Lycopodiopsida, Selaginellales, Selaginellaceae. Bases 62 to 1582 code for a protein of 506 amino acids. Gene Ontology annotation, biological process: proteolysis. The record is from RefSeq and is a predicted model, not a curated record. Gene Ontology annotation, cellular component: mitochondrion. The transcript has 13 exons. Gene Ontology annotation, molecular function: metal ion binding; metalloendopeptidase activity.